AUGAAAGUGUGCCUCCUUAUAAGUGCGGGUUGCGAAACGAGUGUUAAAGACAAUCGCACCGUCCCCUUCCGCGAACCAGAAACGCAGAGACCGCGAAUCUAUCGAGAACGGUUCAUUGAGCGACGGGAGGGCGACGUGAGCGGAGCGCCGCGAGCGAACGAGCACGAAACGACAAGAUUGCGACAAACUCUAGCGGCGCGGCUCGCGGAGAUCGACGACAUCGUGUCUGAAUUCGAUCGCGUGUCGGAAAGGAUCGACGAGUUCCGACAGCAGAUAGAAGUGUUGACAGCGAAAGUUAGGACUUUCUACGUGUUUGGUGAGGACGAGGCCGAUAGCGUGCGCGAUCUGACCAAAGAAGUUUCCGAUUUAGUUGAGCGAACGAAGAGUUUCACGGAAGAGAGUCGGAAGCGUUACGGAGGAUCAGCGCCGGCGGACAUCGCUCAGGAGCUGUCCUCUCUAGAAUUAUCAUCUGAGGCCCUGGCAGCAGCUAUGGAAGAAAAGGAAAGGGAAUGGAAACGCGCCCGCACUGCGCGCUCGGAGUAUGCAUGUGAUGUUGAAGACGUCCAGGCAUGGGUCCGAGCGGCGGAACACACUGCACGGGAUAGAACAUUGCCCCCCGAGCCUUACAAGGAAAGGCUCGUGGCCACCAGAUCGGAGGUGCCCAACAUAGCGGACCGUGUGGAACGUUUGACUCGUAAUGCUCGAUCAAUAGUCGAGGGUAGUCGCGAUGCCGGCGAAAGACAGUUGGUACAGUCGACCGUAUCGGCUCUGUCCGAACAGUUUGCGGCAGUGUGCAGUGAAUUAGAAGCUCGGCAGGCGGCCGUCGAGGACGCCUGCGAUGCUGUUGCCAGAUUCCUGACUUUACUCGAGAAAGUCCUACUGUGGGUGGAGACUCAACGUGCAUUCCUUGCGCGGCCACUCCCAUUGGCCGACUUGCAGGAGGCACAACAGAAACAGACUGAAUAUGGGAACGCGCUCAAAAGUUGCAAACAACAAGCCAAGAAUCUAGCGGAUAUGGCUAAAGAAAUAGAAGCGAUAGAACGCGUGACCAGUCCUGGAGAUCUGCCCUCGCGGCUAGAGGCGGCGGAGAACGCAACAGUCGAUGUCGAAAAACGAUUGGCGAAGACAAACGGUCUACUACAGGAACUCGCCGAGGAGUGGGAGCGAUGCGAGAGAAAGUUAAAGGACGUCGAACAUUGGCUUGAGGCGACCUCGAGAGCGCUGGAGGCGCCUCAGAACACAAAGAAACCUCUCAGGGACCGUUUGGCACUGAGAGAGAAAUUGAUCAACGAUAUUUCCACUCAAAAGACAAAGAUCUCUUACGCGGUGGAGAAGCUUAACGUACACUUCGGGCCGGAUGGCGUGGCGGCGCAGUCCCAUGGGCCCGAGGGGGUGGAGGCAAGCGCGCGCGCUCUUGUCGCGGCGCUGGACGCGCUGGCGGCCCAGACGGCCGGGCAGGCCUCGGCGCUAGGAGCGGCGCUGGCGCAGCUCGAGGCGUAUUGUGCUGACGUAGCGCGCCUGCGCGCACAGCUACUGCAGGCAGAGCAGCAGCUGCGCCACGCCGCGCAGCCCAACUACAGCCCGCGCGACCCUGAACGCGCGCAGCGCCAGCAACAGGAGGUCGGCCGGCGUAUCGAAGAACUGACCGGGGCGAUCUACGCGUUGGACCCGUACUUCGUGAUGUCGACGGACGAGGCAGCUACUCUAUCGAUGCUCGUGACGAGCGCGCGCCACGCGCAGUCCGCCCGCCGCGCACGCUCGCCCGAGCGCCGCUCGCUCAGCACACUCAGCGCAACCAGCACGCUUGCCCCCCAGCCUUCCGCCCGCGCUCGUUCCCCCUGGGCGCUGGGCGGAACCACCUACGCCGAGAUAGUCAAGGGCGCGGGGUCGCGCUCUAGUUCCCGAGGAGAACCGCGGGUUCCCUCAUCCCCAGCUUAUGAUGAUCAUACUGAAACUGAUAUGACCCCAGUGCUCGAACCGUGUGUGAUUAGUGAGAAGAUUGUUGAUGACCCUAGUGACACCCGUGUUUGCGAAAUUGAUACAAUGAGUUACGAUAAAAGUGUCAGUGAGUCAUGCACUGGUGAUGUGAACUUAUACUAUGAUGAUAAUAAUGUAGGAUACUUGGGCUCAGAGCCAGUUCAAGAGCUAUAUACCACUCCCUCAAUUGAAUACCAGGAGCUACCUUUGGAAGCACCAGAAGUUGAAACUAUAUUAGAUACUUUACCGGAGCAACCAGUGCUUGAGUUACCGCCUAUCGACAAAGAAAGACCUUUAAGUCCAUUUAAGGAACGCCAACAUGAAUUAUCCUAUGCUGAAAUUUUGGCACUCGGAUUACGAAAACAGCCACGCACUCAGAGCGUAACGGCCUUACCGAAACCUCAAGUCGCCCAAGUGGAAUUGGUGAAAGAAAUAGUAGUAGAAUGUGUUGAGACAUCUCCAACAAUUCAUCCGCAUGAGUUAAAAAGCGAAAGAUAUAAACCCGAGAGGCCAGACAGACUGGAAAGGCCAGAAAGGGUAAACAGACUUGAGAGGCCCGAUCGUCCACCUCCUAGAAGUCGAUCUAGAGAAAUGCCAAGACAAAGACGCGCUCCAGAGAAGCGAUCUACUAAGGCACAUGACGUACAAAUUAUGAAAAAGAAAAAGACCAUGAAAAAGGCAAUUGAAGUUCAAGAUUUUGAUGAACCUGAUGUGGAAUUAGAACUAAAUCCAAUUAGAACUACACUAGAACCUUUGCUAGUACCACCUACAGACCCCGUUAAAGAGGUCAAAGAAGUCACAAAAAAGCUUAAACACAGUGCCACGGUUGUUGAGACUGUCACUGAAAUUAUUACAGAGGAUUCACAUGUUGAGAAAGCCAGUGAAGAAAUUGAGCUUAAAAAAUCUAGAAAGAAAAAACAUAAAAAAAUUAAAGCAUCUCAAGACGAAAUUCAAAAAGCUCUCAAAGAAAUUGAGGAUCUAGAAAAACAUAAGAAAAAGAGAGGCAAAGAAACGAACGAUGGUAUUAAAGAAAAGACAAUGGAUACAGUGGGUAUUCAAUUAAAACAGGAGAUACCUUUCGAGCCCGACGUAAUUGAAAUAAAAUCAAAUACACAAAAUGUAGACGACGUACAACUUAAGACAAAGAAAAAGAAAAGUAAUAAGGAUUCACAAGCGAAAACUAGCAACAUCGAUGAAGAAGUCAAAACUGUCGAAUCUUUAGAGUCAUUUGAAACGAAAACAAAAGAGAAGUCUAAGAAAAAGAAGUGUACCAAACAAUCUCAAGCAGGCCAACUUGAUAAAAUAGAUGAUUUGCUGAAUAUUAUAACAGUAGAAACGUCUGUGAUUCAAAAUCCGUCUCUUCACACUAAAGAUUCUAAGAAAGAAAAUGUAGAAAGUAAGUUGUUAAAAGAGACUCAUGAUAAUAAACAAUUAAUUGUUGAACUUAUUUAUCAACCAGAAGUCAAAGAGGGUAAGCAGGAAGUUAUUGAACCUCUUUCAGACAACCAUGUUAAAGAUUGUAUUCAAACAACUACAGAAACUUUAAUCGAAAGCCCUGUUUUAAAAUUAUCACCACAAGUGUCUGAAGAAACUUUUCAGGGUUUACAUAGUACGCAAGAUGAAGAAGUAAAAACAGUCGAUAGAGAUACACAGUUUAUUAGGGAGUUAAAAACUGUGUUAACUGAAGAAGCUAAAAACUCAGAAAUAUGUGCAUAUACACAUUUAGGAGAAGCUUCGUUACCUAAAAAGGAAUGCAAAAAUAAAAGGAAAGGACAAAAAGAAAUACAAACUCUAAUAAAUACUUCUUUACAACUCACUACUAAAGAGUUAGGUGACGCACAGCAGCAGCAAGGAAAUGUAACUGAACAUCCAAUUCUAGAUAUUGUUCCUGAGUUCAUGGCCUGUGAAAGGACAACAGUAGAACGAACCAUUGAAGAAAAUGUCAAAAUUAUUGAGCCAGUUGCGGAAGAAAUUCCAAAUUUAGUAGGACAUGUCGAAGAACAUAAAUCGGUUAAAAAAAAGAAACAUAAGAAGACCAAGCAAUUAGUCGAUGAUAAUGACCAUGUUGGAGAAAAAAUGUUAAAGAAAGAAGAAGAAUGCUUGCCUGCUAUCGAAAGAACUAAAGACAUUGAUCAAGAGAUAGAAAGUUCUAAAAUACAAGAAGAAUCAAAGCGAUCUAAGAAGAAGUCAAAGCCUAAGCCUAAACAAGAAAAUGAAGGAAAAGAUAAAGAUGAAGAAAAUCUAACUGAAUUACCAACUUUCGAUGCAACUAUAGUCGAACCUAUUUUAGAAGAAACUAAACCACAUAAAAGAAAGAAAUCUAAAAAACAAAAAAUUGGCGAUGACGAUAUCGAUAAAGCAUUGAAAGAGAUUGAACGAUCUGAAGGUUCGAAAAAGAAACUGAAAGAAAAGGCAUCCAAGUCUAAAGUUAAGCAAGAAUUAUAUACUGUUGAAACCAAUAUCACUACAGAAGCCGUAGACGCAGAAAUAACUACUAAAGUAACCUCUAAUAUAAAAACUGAUACAGAAACUUUACCUGUAGAAGAAGUCGAUGAUAUUCAACCUAUUGAACAUAUUGAUUGGAACGAGAUGUUAGAAGAAGAGGAGGGUGUGAUUGAGACAGCAAUCGAGCCUAUAAACCAACCUAUCUCUGAUUUAACUAUGAUUGGAACAGAGUAUAUUGCUAACCAAGUGACUAUAUUACAAGAAACUGGUAAUAUUUUUACAGAAGAGAAGUCUGCUUUAAUUGACAAGAAAAUGGUUGCCCCCUUAGAAGGAACUACCCAUUCAAGUAAAUCAGAAAUUAAUUUAGAAAAUAUCGAGGAUGAUAAAAUGAUAACUGUACAAGCCGAAAGAUAUGCUCCGAAUGUUACAAGUCCAUCAAGCGAGCAGAAUAAUAAUGAUAAAUUCUUCUCUACUGAUACGUUGAAAGAAAGUUCUCUUAAUGUCGUCGAAGAAGUAACACAUUACGAACCAAUUACUCAUGACGUUGAAACCCGCACUGUAUACUUAAUAACACAUGAAGAAAAAAAGCUGCCCCCUAUCCGGACAGUUAAGAUACGUAGUAAGAGUAAUUCAUUAGAAGAGCCUCAAACUAUUGAAGAUAAUUUAGUUUUAAGCAAGGAAUCGAAAAAUAACAAAAUCACUAAUGAAAAGUCUUCCAUUAUUAUUAGUGAUAAUAUUUUAGAUAGAAUGGUUAUUACCGAAGAGUUAAUUACUCAGGAAAGUGUAUUAGAUUCUGAAAGUAAACUUAUUGAAUCAUUACCUGAGGUAAAUAAAUGUAAUCCUGAAUCUGAACAAACCAAGAUAUUAACGCAGUCUGCCUCUAAUAAUAGAUGUGAUAUCACUGAAGAUAAAUCUGGCGUAGACGUAUCCAACCAAAACAUUACAUCAUUUAAUAUUGUCGAUAUUGAGCUCCAACACCAAGAACCUGCAGGAAACUCGGCAAGUGAGCAAUUAACAGAAGAAAGUUUUUCGAAUAAUUUUGAAGGAGCCAUUUUUGGAUCAGUUCAAGAUCGUAAUCGAGUGGCGACCGAAAAAAAAGUUAAUGACAAAAAACCUAAAAUUCCUUAUCAAGACCUAGUGAAGGAAAUUAAAUCAUAUGCAGUAGAUUUGGAUACACACCAGUUAGACUACGAGUAUACUCAGUUUAUUUUAAGUCAGCGAUGUUCUCAAGAAAAAGAUAGAAACACUAUAGAUAAAGUUGUAUCCACAAAUAUAAAGGAAUGCCGAGCAAAAGAGUUGAAUGUUAAAGAUGAAUUAAUUGUUAACACGGCAAACACUAUACUUCUGGACACAGACAUCAAAUCCGAACAAGAUGUCACUCAGCACGUAUCAUUAGAACAUGAGCCAAGAAAACCUCAUAGUGCCCAAGUUACUGAUUGUCUUAUAUCUGAGAGCGAUGUAGAGAAACCUGUCGAUGCAGUUUAUGCACCGAAAUCGCUGAAUUUAACAGAAACUGACGCAAUUACUGCCGAUAUCACUAAACAUGUUCAGAGAACGGUAAAACUUGAGGAGUCAAUAGAAGAUAAACAUGACAAGGAACCAAUAAAUAUUACAAUGUCUGUAACAGAAAUAAAAGAUUCUCUUGCAACUUCAGUAGAACAAGAACCUAGAUUUAAUUAUAAAGAAAUUCAAGAUGCUGAACAAGUUCUUGGAUCUCAGGCUUGUAAUAAAUUGACUGAACAAGUGAAAAGCAUUAAUGAUAAUAUAAUAUCUCUUUCGCCACUCUUAGAAGGUAUAAAAAAAACUGAUGAUGCUGAUAAAACUAUUAUUGAAUCAAUAAACGCCCAUCUUCUUAUUCAAGAAACUAAUAUGGAUGAAUUUACUCCCAGCACGGCUACAAAUGAGGCCUGUCAAUUUAAUGAAGCAGUACCUAGAAUAAAUUACCACGAAAUAAAGGACGCGGAAAUUGUAUUAGCGUCUCAAACUAAUCUUCAACAAGUCUUGAAAUCCGAGGAUAAACGUAGAGAUUUACCACAAGUGCCAUCUAAAGAAAAACAUGCCGCUAAAAUUAAUUCAACACAAUCUCAAGAAGAAAUGAAACCCCAAGAAAUUCAGGAGAGACCGCCUCUUUCUGUAGAUGUAAAUACUAGCGAUAGUUACACAGUACAAAGUGCGGACUUAAUUUUGGCUGAACGGUCAGAUAAUUAUACCGAAACCGAAUUUGUAAGUAAAAUAAUUGAAAAUGAAAAUGAAACAUCUAUUAAACAAGAAGAUAUUCAUUGUGAAUCCGAUGAAAUGAAACAUAUUUCUUCAGAUAAAUAUGCAAUUGAUAGUACAAAAUUAAUUGAUGAAGUACCAAAAUUAUCUUAUCAGGAUAUUUCUGAUGCCGAAUCUUUACUAGCAAUGAGAUUAAGUCAAUCCAUUAAAAAGUGUACAGAACACUUUGAUUCUGAAAAAACUGAUGACAGCAGUGAAAAACAAGUUGUAACACCCGAGGCAAAAGAAGGAGACAGUAGCGGUUCUGAAGGGCCUGUUUAUAUUGAAAAAUUGAAAUCUGCAAUUGCAAAAAAUAUCCCAGAAACUUUACCAGAACCUGAGACAUUUAGACAAUCUAUAUUCGAAGUGCCAAGGUUUAGUUACCAUGAAAUACGUGAUGCUGAGGGUCUCCUUGCUUUUAGAGAACGUCCUCUCCAACAAACUGAAUUGACAUCGGUUCACCAGAUUGAUAUACCUCUAGCGGAAGAUAUAAGUAAGACUUCUUUAGAUAAAUCCGUUGCAGAUAUUGUUGAAAAAGAAAUAGGCGCUAAACACGAAAGACUAGGAGAAACGGAAAAUUCAUCAAAUUCCAUAUAUGAACCACUACGCCAUAAUUAUCACGAAAUACAAGACGCUGAAAUAGUACUUGCAUCGUCAAAAUCUAGUCAAACUACACCGGAAACUAACGUUUUAGAGGUGGUCACACAAGAAGAUGAUACUAAACCUACGAAAGAUCGAUUAAAGAAAAUCACUUUGUCAUUUGAAGUUGAUGAUCUUAGCAAUACUCCAAUAUCUGUGGUUUAUGGUAACAUAGAAGAUGCUACACCUACUUCAGAAUUAACGUUGCCGGACUUUGACAGUAAACCGAAAUUUGUCGAGACUGACAUUAAAGUCGAUGAAAUAGCUCAGAAUAUCGAACAAGAAAGUGCUGCAGAAGACUCUUUUGAAAUAAUUGAUUAUAGUGAAUUAACAGAUGCACUAAUUAACAUUAGUCAAGAUGCUCAAAAACGGCAUGACAAAGUUCAAAAGUCAGAACCUUCGGACACUGUCAUAAAAACCGUUCAAUCAAACAACAAUGAUACCUUACCUCAAUCAGGACCUUAUUGCCCUAAAACUCAAGAUAAUCACACAGCGAUUCAAGAUCUUAUUAAAGAAGCUCUUCAAGAAUCUGAAGAACCAAAUAUUGUAGAAUGUCAACCAACACAUGAAUUAUUUGAAAUUGAUGACAUUAAUGAUACUCUGAUACCUCUUGUAUUUGGUGAUAUUAAUGAUAUUGAACAAUCUUUUAAAGAUAAGGAGCAGAAAACAUUUAGUCAUGGUGACAAAAUUGAAACUUCAGGAUGCCUUUGCUCUGAAAUUGUUAACGAAGAGAUGAAAUUUGACAAGACUCCUUCAUCCGUAGAAAAGAAUGAUAUAUUUAGAACUAACGAAGCCUCCACGACAUCACAUCAAAGUGAUAUCAUAGAAAUGGAGUUAGGAUUUGAGACCAAUUUAAUCUCCGAACCCAAGCCCGAUACUAUCUCGACGGAAUCAAUUAUUACCAAAAUAUUACAAUCUGUAUCAAAUCCCUCACAAACAAUUAUUUCACCAGUUACCGAUACGCAUACAUUCACGGACGUUUUAACCAACAUUAAUGAUAGGACACCCGCUAAAUCGGAAACUCUUAGUCGUGUAGAGAAAUCUCCCAUACAUAGCUUGCAUGACCUCCUUCCUGAAAUCGACUCCAUUCCUGAAUUCAAACCUUCUUAUCCAAACACUGUAUUGUAUUCGAAAUUAUCAGCUGAUGCACCAGAAUUCACACCUUCUUACAUGUAUCAGACUAUUACUACAGUGUCUGAGUGUAGAACAGAUGUAGUUAAAGAUGCACCUUUAUCUUUGACCAUAAAAGAAGAAUCUACUGAUGCAACGUCUGAAGCCAGCCAUCGUAUGCCGGUAUCAAAAUUACCAGAGAUGCAGCAGGAAUCUUAUUCAACUGUAUUGCAAACCAACAAUGAAUUGGUAGAAAAGACUCCGCCAUCGGUUGAAAAAGAUGCAAGCAAGCCAGAUAUUGCGUCUGAAGAAACACAUGAGGAACACGUGGAGGUUAAAUCAAAGAGAAACAAAAAGAAAAAGAAAAGGGAUAAAGAAGAUAAGAAAGUGGUUUCAUUACCAAAAGUCUCUGAAAUUCCACAACUUUCGACAACACAACCAUCUCACUCAACGAUAAUUGCAUCUGAACCAGUAAAUAUAUGGCAGAAAACUGCAGAUGACGGCAAAUCUUAUGCUGAAGUAGUUGCUGAAGGUUCAGUACAUGAACACAUCGAAUGUACACAGGUAAGCGAUACCUUAAAGGAUCAAGACAUUGUUAAAUCGGUACCAGUAAUUGGAGGAUCGCAAGAAACUGAAAAAGUAAUAGAGCGACCUGAGUCACCUAUUAUAGAGGAAGUAAUUGAUUCAAUUCCAGAAAGUGAUAUCAAAAUUGGGUCUUGGGCAAAAAUUGUUGCUUGUAAGCGUCGUUCGCCUGAGAUAACUCAACAUCCAGAAGUUCAUAACACUGGAACUGCUCACCCUCAAGUAAACAUUCAUCCCCCAAUGAUUCUUGUUGAUGAGUCAAGUAAAGAUUCUCAUAAACCUGACAUUGAAGUAGAUGCUGAUGGAUUUAUAAAAGUUGAUAGAAGUCGCAGAUCAAGGUCUAGAUCUAGAGAAACUAGAUCGCAAUCAAAUAUGACAGAAAACCGCGAAACUCGAGAGAAAUCUGAGAACAGGUUUGAUGCUUUGACUAGCAUGCUUAAACCAGAUGAAGUUGAAUGGAUUCAAAGUACAUCAGAAGAUGAAAAACCAACAAAAAAACCUGGCAGGAAGAGUCGCUCAUAUAAAGAAAAGGAGAUGAAGUCUAAAGUACAAGAUAUAGUACCUAGUACUUCUGAUGAAGACAAACAACUUAAAAAAGAUAAAAUGAAACGAUCCUCUAAAUCUAAAGAAACAGUCGUUAAGCCUUUGGAACAAAAAUUAGAACCUGAGCAAUUAAUAAAAGAACCUUCACAAGUUGAAGUAGAAAAGCAUGUGAUAGCCACGCCACAUCAACAAGAAACGAAGAAAAAGAACAAAAAGAAGAAAAAAGAUAAGAAAUCUGCGGAAAGUAUUGAGGCAGCAGAAACAUUUUCAAUAGUCGAAGUUACGCCUUCUACACAAGCCACAAUACCGGCUGCUACAAUACAUAAGACAGUUGACAAACCUCUGUUAACACCUGAGUUUAUUCAAACACCUGUUAAAGACAAAGUAUUCUCUGAAGCUCAAUAUUGGAAAAUAGAUCCGAGCAGUUUAGAUUUAGAUGAAAUAAUAUCUGUAGAAAUACAACACGCACCGACUUUUUCAUCCACACAAGUAGAAACCAUAAAAAUAGAAAUCCGAGAAGAAGACGUACCUACACAAGAAAUAUCUGUAAGUCCAGUUGAUGCAAGCAAAGAUGCAAAUAAAGUUCAAUCUGCUGCACAGCUAAUAUCUCAGGAAAUUCUUGCUAUGAAUAAUAAAACACAGGAACUUGAAGCUAAAAUUAAAGAAGAUCAAUCCCUUGAAAGUAAAAUGGCAGAUUUACAAAGGGAGAUUGAAGAAAUGUUACUGCCUGAAAAUGAUUCUUCGGUAAUGAGUGAUGAUUCACCUAAAGAACUUACUGACACUCAAACCUCUAUUGAAUUUCAAUAUGAUGAAUUACUGGACAAUAUAAGUCCAUCGUUAGCAACCCCUGAACCUGAAUGUUUUGACCUUAAAUCGUUAGAAGAAUCUUCGACAUGCUAUACAGAUAAAUAUCAAAUACCGAAACCUGAAGAAGACUUAGAUAACAAACAUAUCAGUAUGAGCAUGAUUGACUCAUUACUGGAUGAUACCGAACCGAUAUCCUUGACAGAAACUCAGUCUUUAGAUCAUACUGAAGAAUUGUUGAUUACUCAGGAAGAAGAUAUUACCCCCCGAGAUUCCGAGAAUAAAGAUGUCUCAGAAACUAUUUUAUUCGAGGCACAAGAAGUGAAAUAUUUAGAACCUAAAGAGAUAGAACACAUUUCUUUAGAGGAAUUAAAUAUGCAAGAGCCCAUGGUAACAGCUACUCGUUUAGAAAGUGGUACUAAACUUGAACAAGAGCACCACGGAAAGAAGAUAGUAGACGUUCCAGCAUACCAGUCAGCCAGUUCUGGUAAAACCGAAGAAGAAGAAAUCAAUAAUAUUAAAAUGAUAGCGGAAAAGAGCGGCUUUGUUACCAAUAUACCUUUAUUAGACAAGUCAGUUCGACGAGAUAAAGUAAAACUACCAAUUAAUUCUAGUGCUGUUACCACAGAUACAUUAGCGUCUUUGCUACCCAAAUAUGAAACUGUGAAUUCAAAUCUGGAAUCUAACAUCCUAUUAUCUAACAUUGACACCGAUACUAACAAUCUCACAAACCUAAAAGCGGAUACAUUCUGGACGGACAAACACACAUUUGAUGACGCGGAAAAAGUAUUAAUUGAACGUAAGUCUGUAGAAAAAACAAUUACACGUGAGAACGUAGAUAAACCGCAAGUGGUAGGACCCAUUAGUGUCGAGGAAAAUAUCAGUAAUGACAAUUCAUUUUGGCCUGAAAAACACUUGUACCACGACGCAGAAUGCAACUAUUUUCUUUCAUUGGCUAGUAAAACUAAAACUCCGGAUACUGAAUCUUCUGAAAUUAACAUCAAAGAUGAAUACGAUAAAGAUAGAGACCAGGGUGGUAGCUCUGGCCAUACUUCUGAAGCAGAGGAGCCUAAAGAGGCACCUAGCUCACCUUAUAACUCCAGCUAUAUAUCCAUGGACCUUCCCGGUGGCAUAUGUAGCUGGAGAGACAAGUCUUCGUACUUGAGUGCUGAAUCGUCCACUGUCAUUGAUGAUUUGAAAGAGAUUGUACCUAGGGAGGAUAUACUAACAACCCUACCUAUAGAACCAGCCCCACCCACAUCCAUACAGGACCUGAAGGCGGCGCCCCAGAGGACAACAAAGGAUGAAUUAUCUAACGAUAUAGAAACUCUACUAGAAGAAAUAAAAGAUGUACAAACUCGGCUUUCUGAUCUGCCAGACGAGAGUCUUGAAGCCAUGGAGGAAGGUCUCAGGGAGGGCAUCACAGUUUUAGUCAAGUGUGAAGAAGCAGCGGAAAUCCUGGAGUCAAAGGUGAUGGAGUAUCGGUCGGAGCAAGAGAUACAGCCCCUGCUAAAGGAGUUACUUGCCAUGAAGGCCAGGAUCGUGAAAUUGCUUAAUCAAGCCCGAGACGGAAUCCACAUCAUCCAGAACGCUAAAAUAGAGAUGGCGCGUCAAGCAAAGGAGGUAGAACAACAAAAGGAGAAACUUGCGAAACUGGACACGUGGCUUGAAACCAUUAACAACGGUUUAAAGGAAACCACAGUGCAGUCGGAAAUACUCGUUGAAGAAGAAAUAAUUAGGUAUAUUGAAAUUUAUGAACGUUACAUAAGAGAAUAUGAAGAAUAUGAAAUUAUAUUAAAGUCAAUAACUGUGAUAAGUGAGGAUGAAUCUAGUCAGUCUUUGAGAAUUAAGUUGAAUGCAAUGCAAAAAGCAUUAGAGGAAACUAAGCAUCUAGUCAUUAUAGAGAUAGAGAGGUUGAGACAAGUUUUAUUGCAUUUGAGAUCUGCUCCUGAAAUUGUGGAAGAGGAUAUCACCCAGACAGAUAGAACAAUCGAUUCUACAUCUAUGCCUGAAGAAGUAGCUUCACCUAGAGGGGUUGAGAUUGUCAAAGAGAUUCCUAAAAAAGAAAUAUCUGUUAUCGAAGAAAUUUCAGUUGAAAAGGUACCUUCUGUUGAAGUGGUAUCAGCGGAACCGAGCGUAGACAAAGUUCUAACAGUGCAAGAAAGUAAACCAGAAAUUCAAAUAGUUAAAGAAACCAUGACCAUCGAGACACAAACUGGCAAAAGCCUUAUGUCAGAACCACCUUCAGUUGCUGAUAAAUCAAUUAUAUGCCAACCUGAUGUGAUUCCAACAUAUGACAAAUCCAUUACAUGCAUUCCUCCUCAAGAAGUCGAAGUACAAACUUGUGAACCACAUUCCGAAAAAGAAAUGUUUGAAAGUAUUCAAAUUAAACAGACUGUUUCAGAUGGACACGAAACCAUUGAAAUCGCUACUCGGCCAGUGCACAGGGAGCACAAACUUGGUGAGCAGUCAUUACUGAUUGACGCUGAUUAUAGAGAUGAUAAGCUUAAAAAAGACGCUGAGUUAAAUAUUAUUCAUAGCCUGCCCCAGUCAUUCGAGACAGUUAUGUUUGAACCUGACGAGACGACUACAGAAGUCAUAGUAGACGCGGAUGGUACUAAAAGAAUAAUUGUGAAGAAGAUCAGAAAGACUUUAGUCACUAGGCAACAUGUGCUACAAAGUCAAGAACAUGAUUCACGUAUAUUAUCUAGUAAUGUACCAUGUGAAGCUUACUCUCAAAUAGCUCUUUCGCAGAAUGUAGGAGCUACAUCUUCCAUCAUAGAAGAUGGUGGAGUACAGCAUAUUCAAUAUCAAACGUCGCAAGGCCAAAUUGUAUCAAAUGUUCCAGGAGGUGAAGUAACUGUACAAGAGUUUGUAUCUAAACCUGAAACGUUAAUUACCAUGGACAAAGAUAUGAAGCCCGAAGAUAUCGUGCAGCUUGUAGAAAUGGGUGUACCUACUCAGAUGCAAACAACAUCAUCAAGUGUGACAGCUGUUGUUCAACAAGUAACUAAGAGAAUAGUUAAGACACGAAGACGUAUCAUUCGCCGCAUUGUCAUUAUCGAUGGUAAAGAACAUGUAACUGAAGAAGUAGUUGAAGAACCUGAUGAUGUCGAAGUGUAUGAAGAGCAAAUACCUAGGAUAUCCAUUAACGUCGAAGAACGUGGAGAUGUGCCUGAUGAAGAAGAUAAAGAUGAAAAAAGUGACAAAAAUGACCACCCUGCACUUCCACCCCGUAAAGAUGAGGUUCCCAAAAGCGAGAAGUCCAGCAAAGAUACCACAGGUUUUAAACCUGAUGAUAAACCUGAUAAUAAACCUGACGAUAGACCUGACAACGGGCAAGAUCAAGAACGAAUAAAUAUUUCAAAAGAUUUUACCGAAUCUCAAAAAUUUGAAAAUCUUUUGCAGGAAUUUAUACAAAAAGACAGUAGUCAUUCUCAUAUUACAACAUCUACCGUUACCCGGGAACUAAAAUCAAAGGAAACUACUCCGGUAGAGAGUAUUACUGUUUCUGAAUCAUUUGAAAUAUGUCCAGGUAAUCCUGAAAGUAUUACUUAUAUUGUUCAAGAACCACAAGAUGCACAAAUACAAUUCUCAACUGAAAACUUACCUCAAGUAGGACAAACUAUAAUAACAUCUGAAGGCACCCUACGUUCUACAUUUGAAACUUCAUCGACAAAUAUUGCUACAGUCGUUCAAAGAGUUGUUCGGAAAACAACAAAAACUAGAAGACGUAUAAUUAAACAUAUAACAGUGAUUGACGGCAAAGAACAUGUAACUGAAGAAGUAAUUGAAGAACCUGAUGAUGUAGAGGUUAUUGAAGAGGAACCUCAAAUCACACAUAGUACAGAAACUGGAAGCGUCACCACUAAACGUGUCAGGAUUAUAAAGAAAAUAGAAAUAAUAGAUGGCAAAGAGCAUGUCACUGAACAGAUUGUUGAAGAACCCAAUGACGAUGUCAGUGAAGAUCAAAUUUUACAACAUUUGCCAACAAGUGAAGUAUCUUCUAUUAGUCAUUCUGUCGUUGACAAAACUAAAAGUCUUAUUGAAAAUGAGGGCAAAUUUUUCGGCUUAUAUAAACAAGAUGUAGUUAAUACUACUAAUAAACUAAUUGCAAGUGACGUUGAUCUACAACAACACCAAGAGGCUACAAAUCCUUCAGAAAUCGUUACUGAAUCAGCAACGACCCCAGUAACAGAAAAAUGUUACCAUAUGUCUGCUAGCCCUGAUGUAAAUAUUGAGCAAAUUACUACACUAAAAAAGGUUCAUGAUGAACCUAAAAGAAGCAUAACUAUUACCACAACUAAAACCACCGUUUUUGAUGAUACCAUUGAUACUGUUAUUCCUACAGUGACUUCAAAAGAAACAGACGUGAAAGACGAAAAUGGCACAGAUACAGCUUUAGAAUAUAUUCAGGAAUCCGUUCAGUCUAUUGAACCUGAAAUAAGUAUUAUAAAAAUAGCUAGCGUAACUGAAGUAGGCAAUGAGACGCCAACAGAUACCAUAAUGAAGGCUGAAAUUGUUGGAACGUCUCAGAAAAAGACACACAAGGAUACAACUAAUAUGGAAAUUCACAGAAGUUUUAUAGAGAAAGAGAUGGAUCAUACGAAAGUGUCUAAAAUACCGGCAUCGCCAGUAGAAGGAAAAGCCAAAUCAGAAACACCUACGGUAGAUGUUUCGAAACACCUGGAAGAAAAAUCGACCGAAUCUAAGAGAGGCAUUUCUACUAAAACUUCACAAGCUACUCAGCCCAGUGAAUCUGUGAAAUUGACGGAACCCUCUAAAACAGAAGGUAUAGAAGCUACUGAAAUAAAAUCUACAAUAAAAGCUGGAGAAAUUCUUAAAGAACAGCCCGAGCUAGUUGAAACUACUAAAAUGCCUGAUAUUUCAAAAGAAAUUUCGUUGGCUCCAAAAAAUACAGCUCUUGCUGAUGUGAUGAAAAGCUUUAUUGGCAGUGAAAUGGAUCAUACAAUUGUUACAAAAAAUGAAACAUCAGUAAAAAUUAAUGAUCCAAAGGAAACUCAAGAUGAAGUCUCAAAAGAAUCAACGAAACCCGCACCUGUCAUCGAUGGAUCUUCAAAAAUGUCAAAAAUUACAGUGUUUGCCACUGACCCUACAACACAGGAAACGUCUAAAACAGAAAUAACUAAGGAAGAUCUUGAAAAGGAUUCCGAAAUGCUUAGUACUGAGCUAUAUCCAAACGUAGAAAACAAAGACAAAUCACCAACACUUUCAAAACCUAAAGACACAAUUCUAUGUGACGUCACAAAAAGCUUUAUUGGUAGUGAAAUAGAUCAUACUUCUGUCACCAAAGUAUUACCACCGAUAAAAUUACAACCAAACGAAGAAGCAGCCACAGAAUCUAAGGAACCAGACCUUGUCGAAUUUAAUUCAACAAAACCACAGCAAAAGACUGUGACGAAAAUAUCUAAAGAUGUUCAGAUCACAGAAAUUACUGUACCUGAAGAUAAAAUUAUUGAAGGACUUUCAAGAGAUGAAGCAGACGUAUGCAAAGAUACAGACACAUCAGAAACGUCACUACUUUCCCCAUCAGAACCUAAAACGGCGACGUUUAUUGAUAUUUCGAAAAACUUUAUUGAUAGUGAAAUGAAUCGUACUAUGGUUUCUAAAACACCUAUUACGUCAGUUCCAAAAGAAUCAUACAACAUACAAAGCGAUGGUAUGAAAACUAGACGGAUAAAGAUAAUCAAACGGAUAGAAAUAAUUAAUGGCAAAGAACAUGUCACUGAAGCAGUUGUAGAAGAGUCAGACGACGAGUUUGUUCCUGCUUCUACAAUAAUCGCAGAAAUCGAUUUAACGCUAAAUAAACCAGAAAUUGAACAAGAACUUGUGGAAGAAACUACUAAAACUGUCAAACUACCGAUACAAUCAGAAAUUUUGAGCAUAGUACAACCUAAAGAUGACCAAGUAACUAUUACCCCAGAAAUAAAUGACGGUGAAACCAUACAAUCUGGCUCUAAGACUAAAACUCAGUCUGAUUUCGUUAAAGAUAAAUUUACACCUAAACCACAAGAAAUAGUUUCCGGUAGAACCAAGAUAAUUACAACUGAAGCAGACACUAUAUCUAAAUUAAAAAAUAGUAAAGCAUCUAUUGAUAUUGUUACACAAGAAAUUACUGAACAAAAAGAUGUAGAGCAAAACAAUUUAGUAGAUUUGACUAAGAAACUUUUAGAAAAUGAAAGUAAGCAACCAGGAAUUAUCAGCUCUACCACCACAGAAAAACCGAUACACCAAACUUUAUACGAUUCUGAUAUCGAUAUGACAAAGCCUAACAUCGAGAAAGUAACAACAAUGAGUAUAGAACAAGAUUUAACACAAACCACACCGAAACCUAAUGUUAUUGACACCAUCAUUAAGGAACAGCCAUUAUCAGCGAAAAACGAGGCCGUUUCUGAUAUUCAGUAUACUGUUACAGAAGAUAAGUUCACAAGUUCUCUGAAGACACCUACAAUAAUAGAUUCACAAUUGCCUAAAGAAGAGCCUGAACUAGUAAUUAAAAAACAACCUACUACUGAAUUUCCUUUCCUUCACAGUGAAAAUAUAUUCAAAGAACCACAGUUUGGUGUUAUAGAACUAAGCAAAGAGUUUAUUAUUCAGGAAGGUACGGGUAAAUACGAACAAGUAGCAAAACCAGUAACUGAACCUGAGUUACUUGAUGCUGGCAAACCAGGUGUACAAUUAAUAACAGAAAGAGCACCAACGCAGUCUCCUAUUGAAGUUGUGCCAUUAAAAAUAGGAACUGUUAUCACUGAAUCUGAUGCAGCCCAAUUAUCUGAAGCUCCCGAAACAUCUUACAUAAGACAAUUUGAACCUCAAGUUGUAGGAUCUUCAGAUAGUGUUAACAAACUGCUAGCUGUGUUUAAUCAACCUGAAAUACAAGAUGUUCAAUCACAAACAACAAAAGUUCCAGAAUCAUCUACUUCAGGUUUACUGAAAUUGCUUCCAGAGUAUGAUAUCUCAAUGCUUCUUCACACUGAACGUCUAGAUACGGAUCUUCGAAACCUCAAACCUGAAACAGUAACUACACAACAUGAUAAACUUGGACGAACUAUAGAUAUUUCCAUGUCACUGGCUGACCAUCGUGAGCCUAAGAAAGUUGUACCUAAAGUCCAAUUCGACUUAAAGGUUGAAGAAUAUGAGACUGAACCAAUGGUAGUUAAAAAGGAUAUUGAAGUUAUAUUGCCUACUGAUAUUAGAAUAACGAAAGAAGUACCUAAACCACCAGUGAUUCAUGAAACUAAAGAACAAGUGAAAGAAGUCACAACUCCAGACUUAGUGGAGAAGCAAAUGAAGAGCAAAAAGAAGAAGAAACAGAAAAUUAAAACAAUUGUAAGUAAAUCAACAGAAAUUGAAACGGAUAAAAGCAUUGUGGAAACUGAUAGUUCUUCUUUAAGCCAUUAUGUGGAAUUACCAAGUUCACCUCAAGUAGAGUCUCCCAAGCCCACAGAAGACGUUUUAGAAACUCCUAUCGAAGUAGCAACUGUUAUUCGCAAAACUCCACCCUUGGAAACACCGGACGAAUUAUCUCGCGAAUCCAAACUACAAAAAAGUUCAGGUCCGGUCAGUGAAGUUAAGUCACCAGAAAGUUUGCCUAAAGAACCCGUAGUUGAAAUAAAAGAAGAGAUUGUAGAUUCAUAUCAGGCAUCAGAAGAUGUUUCUAUUUCUGAAGAACAAGGAUAUGAACCAGAAGAUUUAUCUAUAGGAUUAGUACCAACUCCGGACAAAAAGAAAAAGCAUAAGAAACGUCGGCAACAUGGCAUCAGUGAAGAUACUGUAUAUCCAAAACUUACUUCUACUGAAACUGAAGAUACAACUGUGACCACGCCCGUUGAAAUGCUUGAACCACUUAAAAAGGGAAGAGAUAAGAAACGAAAGAACAAGACGGUUUCUGAGCCUAUAGUGGAACCUGUAGAAAAGGAAGUCCUAGAACUGGAGCUGCCAGAUGAACCAAAAUCACUCGAAUUAGUAAUUGAACCUGUCACAGAAGAAAAACCCGAAAGUCCAAAGGUUGGCACUGAAAUAAUUAUAUCACCUAAAGAAGAAUCAUAUCGUACUAUGAGCGAAACAUCUGACAUAAGCACAGUAAAAAUAGUUGAAGAAUGCGUUCAAAGCAGCCCAGAGAUUGCGGAAAAAGAAGUGCCAACUACAGUUACAUUCCCUGUUCAAGUAAUAGAAGAAAUCGCAACCCAAGAAUAUUCUAUACAAACGUCACCCGAGGAAAGCGAAGCAGUAAAAGCUUUUACGCCACCAGGAACUUCUGAUAUUGAACUGCAAACCACCCCAACGGCAAUAAGUGAAGUUAUUACACAGACAACUCCAGUAGAAGACAAAGAGGCUCACACGCAAACUGUCGAAGAAGUUAAAACUGUUGUAGAAAAAAUAAUGUCAGACACUGAGAUACAAACGAGCAGGUCAGAAUCUCCUAUAAAAAUUAUUCGAUCGGAGGCCACUACUCAGGUUAUACCACAUGAUAUUGCAACUCCAUCAGAAAAAUUCUCACAAACAUCACCUAUUCAACCAGACGUAAUAGAAAAGCCAUUAUCACCUGAGAUUGAAAAAGAGUCGAGAGAAAUACAGACUUCUCCUGAACCUGAAAUAGAGACUGAAGAAAAAUCUACAGAAAUAUUUAUACAGACAACUGAAAGUGACAUUCAAACUGUAAAGCAAGAGAUCGCUGAUCAAGGCACAUCGACUAGUCCGUUUAAAGAAAAGGAGUUGACAGAGAUAAGUAUACAAACGCCAGAAGUUCAACUAGUGAGCUCUUUCACACAAUCUGACACUCCCGAGCCUGUCGAAGAGUUAACAGAAAAAGUUGACCAAACAGAACAGCCUUCGUUGCCUUCCCUAGAAAUAGGGAAACAUGAAAUAAUCACAGUUGAUAGUACACAACAAACGACACCUAGAGAAGAGGAAGUACGUCCUAAUGUAGAAAUAAGUGAAGUCGUGACUGUUGAUAAUUCUCAGCAAACAACACCGAGGGAAACUGAAGCCCCUAAAAUACAAACGCCACUAUUGGAAAAACCUGAAUCUCCUAAGAACCUGGUUAGAACAGUAGAUAACACACAACAGACUUCACCAAGAUCGGAACCAAUUUUGGAAACUACUCCCAUAGUGGUGCCUACACUGGACUUACAAAGAAAAGAAAUCGUAACGAUUGACCGCACCCAACAAACCACUCCAAGGGUUUAUUCAGAUGAUUCUAUUUCAACAUCAACUAGUGAGCCAUACGAAAUUCAUUUGAAAGCUCAAGUCACCGUCCCGCAGGCUACAACAGACUUCUUGGAAUAUGAACGUCAAUUUGAAGAACCACCAAUGUCUAUUUUGGGUGACAAGUAUAAACAUAAAAAACGUAAGUCAAAGAAAAAGGCGGAUUCACCUUUAGUACAAUCACCUGAAAGUCUAUCAGAUCUUAUAAACACCGAACUCUCCAUGUCUAUCACGCCAACUAGUGAAGAUGUCUCUCUCAGAGACUCAUCCUCUAUAGACGAGGGAAUUUCUCAGUUGGCUAGUUAUGUAAUGCCAACUAAAACAAUCACACAACCUAAAUUGACAUACUCCGAUGUUGUUCAAAGAUCGAAAUCUAAAUCACCAUCACCUAGUAAGACGAUCAUUCCCUAUAAAUCAGAAAAGGCAAGGUUGAUGGAUGCAUUAGAGAAGCGAGCACAAUCAGUAACCCAACCACAAAGAAGUGUUCCUGAUGAUUCUUUAACUAUAGCUUUGUUAGAACCCUCGGUGCAAAAUUCAUAUCAAUUAGUUGUCAACAAAGAAUUAGAUGAAGUAAAAGAUGCUAUUGAAAGCAAUGAUCCAACUCGAACAGAAAGAAGUGUCAUCAUAAUCAUAGAAACUAUUUCUAUUUGGCUAGAAGAAAUUCAAUACAAGAUCCAGAGACAAACCCUAACUGGGGUUACAGAAGUAAACGAAGAAAUUAUUACUUUGAUUGAAACAUUAACCCGUCAACUGAACGCUGUUAAUACUUUGAACAAUCAAAGCUCAAUCAAAGUACAAGAAUACGAGAAGGAAUGGCUUAAAUUCUUGGACGAUGUAGACCAACUCAAUGUUUCAGUUGAGGCUGUAAAGGAAACAUUGGAUAAUGUGAUUUUGUCAGAAAUUCCAACACAGCAGAAAUUAGAAAAACUUGAUAAAAUCGAAUUAACCAACUUUGACAAUGUUACGGCAAUAACAAAGAUGUACAAGCGGUGUCGCAGUCUAAUUGAAAAUAAUCCUAAAAGGGAAUGCCCAUCGAAACUUUACGACUGUGAUGAUGGCUCUAAGCAAGUAGAAAAUGCUGUUAAUACAGAGCGUGAUCGUCUAUUGCAACUUGCAUCUUUAGCUGAAGAGUACGAACAAACUCUACAAGACUUCGGACAGAUUACAGAUGUUGCAGAGGCGUUAUUGGAUGGUAAAAUCAUUGUAUCAGACCUGGAUCAUCUGCACGAAGAAAUUCAAAAGCAUAGGAAAUUCUUUGUAAACUUGAGUCACUGUAGGGCUAUUCUUGAGUCAUUGGAAGACAAUUUAGAUAAUGAAACCAGAGCAAAAUACUCAUCUUUACAUAAUUUAUUACAUGAUAGAGCUACUGUUAUUAUUGACCGAGCUGCAAGCCGUGCUCAGCAAAUGACUUUAGCUGCUUCGAGGUGGUCUUUACUACAACAUGGCAUGAAGGAAGAAAUGCAAUGGCUUGUUGUUGCCCAACAGAGAGUUCCAGAUCUAAGCAAUGUCACAUCCAUGGACCAUGAACAAUACAUCAAUUUAUAUCAAUCUGUAAGCCUUGACUUAUCACAUCACUACGCUAAGAUGUUACGUCUACUAUCCAUUACACAGAGUCUUCAGAAUUUAAUUGUAUGUUCUGGUUUAGAGACAGAAUGUUCUGUAGCUUUAGACACCCUGCUGAGACUUCAAGAUGAUGUAGACUCCAGAUUAACACGGUUAACAGCUUUUAAGGAAAAUUGGGUAACAUAUGAUUACCUUAUUGAUAGGAUCGAAGGAUGGAUGAAGGUGGCAAACAGAGAACUAGAGUUUAUUACUCCGGAUAAUAUCACGACGACAGGCAAUCUCAGAAGAUUCUGGGAGCUGAAGGCACAACACGAAGUAUAUAAUAACCUAAAGAAUGAAUCUGCAGUACAAUUUGAGAAGGCACUAGAAAUAUUACCUGUCUCAGAUGAAAUGGUACAACGCCAAUUCUUUUCAAAGAUAGAAGAUAAAUGGAGUGAGUUGGCUUCCAAGAUCAGUAACAUUCACUCGACAGCCAUUCAAAAUAUCUCAGAUCGUGACGUGUCCUCGGGUGAAAAAUUAAAUAUUCUCGAAGAAGAACUUAGGGAGCUCCGUUCUGCCGUUGAAGGUCUCAAAGGUGUUAUCAAGAGUGAAGACGAACUUAACCUUUAUAUUGAAAGACUACAAGUCAUGACCAGCAGAAUCGAUCGUAUACAGAAUGAGCUAGGAAGACUAAGCCUAUUGCCAACGGCGGAGUCUGAGCGGCUCGGCGCUUUGCUGACACAAUCUGGCAACCUGGGUGAUCAAAUUGCGGAGGAACUAGAAUGCAGUAUGUUGCUGAAAGAGAAGAUUGUCCAAGUUCAGGCGGGUAUAGCGCGGUGUCAGAAAAGCCAACGUCGCGCUAGACUGACUUUGGAGGAGUGCGAAGCAGCCGAAAGACUGGGCAGUGAUGUGGUGGAACGCGCAUCCGAGAACUGUGAUAAAUUGAUCGAUGAGUUAGGUGUGCAGUGGAGGGAUAUUCUGGCGUUGAGACAGGCUCUCCAUUCGUUGCCAAUUAGUCUGAGGGUGGUAGUGUCACCUACCGGGGUCGAGAAGGACAUCUCUGGAUUACAGGAAACACACGCGGAACUCGAAGCGGCUUGCAGCGACCUCAGCAGCCGUCUUCGUGCUAAACUUCAGUUAUGGCGACGGUUUGAGAGACAACUGGAGAUGGUCCAGAGCGCUGUCAGAGAGGCUGACUACAUGGUGGAACUACUGACGGUCCAGGGUCAGGUUGAUUACGAUCGGCUGCUCAAGGCCACUGAGAAGUUAGAGACGCUGAGCGAGUCGCUGUCGCAGCGCAGCGGCGAGCUGGUGGGCGAGCUGAGCGCGGCGGCGGCGCCGCUGGAGGCGAGCUCGGACGCGAGCGUGGCCGCCGCGCUGCGCCGCGACCUGGACAGCGCCGCCGCUGCCUACCACCACACCUGCGCCAACCUCACGCAGCUCUGUGACAAGUACAACAAGGCGGUUGAGCUGUGGCGGCGGUACCGCGACGCGGCGACGGCGGUGCGCUCGUUCGCCGACAGCGCCGAGGCGCGCCUGCACGCGCUGCGCCCCAGCGACGCGCCCGCAGUACGACAGGCAUGUCUAGAACAAGAAGCGAGAGUUGUGGAGCUCCGCUCUUUAGCUGCAAGAGUGGCGGCAGAGACAGGCUCACGCGCCUUACCAGCGGAUGCCGACGCUCUGGCCCGACGGCUGCAGUUAGUUACUGGAGCCGUACAAGCCUUGGCGGACCUUGGGGAAGCCCGGCAGGUGGCGAGGGCGAAAGCACAACAUGCAAAAGACAAGUUAUGUGAUAUGAGACAGGACUUGGCUCCAGUACAUGAGGACACUGAAAUAGUCGAAGACAAACUAAUUGCUCUUCGAGACAAUUUAAUAGCUUUAGGAAAAAGUGAAGCUGACAUCGCGCCCGCUAAAGCUGAACUCCCCGAUAUUGACCGUGACGUUGCCGACGAGCACUCAAUAGUCAGGAUCUUAGAACUAUGGCAGGCCAUGUUCAGAGAUACCUUCUUCCAUUACCACCGAUUGUCCACCGCUUUAAUCAGGUCCGGGGAUGCAGCGACAGCAUUGAAAUUGUGGCAUGAAUACUUGAUAGAUCUGCAGUCAUUCUUGUCCGGUUCAGUACCAGCCGACUAUGAGAAUUUGACAGAACACCGCCGUUUGUGCAGGGUCCACAAAAGCUUGUUAACGUCACAGAGGUCUGUGCUCAUGAACGAGAAUAGAGAAACAUCUAACCGAGACUUAGCUGACAAGUUCGACACGUUAACCAACCUUCACAACGAGACUUUGGCGAGAAUAGUUGAAAGACAUGACGAAGUUUGCACAAGGAUCGCAGCGUGGGAUGACUACAGAGAGAUAUACACGGAACUAUUGAGGUGGCUAAAGGAAAUGGAACGCGAGAAAGAAAAACUACAACUUAGAUAUGUACAUAUUAAGAGAAUACACAAAAUAUUAGCUAAGAUACAGAAUCUCUCAGAUAAGGUGCCUGAAGGCAGGAGGCAAUCGGACAAACUUCUAGUCAAUUUGAAAAAGGUCUUGGAAUUCACCGAAGAGGCGUAUGGAGCAUCUGUAAGAAUGGAAUAUGCCGGUAUUGUAAAGAGGGUAGAUAAUUUACAAGCCAGUCUUGAUACUUGGCGCGACUUUUUGACGAGGAUACUUGGCCUGAUAAAUGAAUAUGAAAACUUGUCAAAUGAGCUUCUUAAACUGUAUACGAAGACACAAGAAGAUAUUAACUCUUAUUCUGAUGUUGAGAAGUUGUCACGACCACAGCUCAAGAAAGCCAUUGAGAAGUAUUCUGAACUCAGGACUAAGAUAGUUAAAACUGAAACCCAGACAGAAACCCUCAGCGUUAUACAAGAACAGCUUAAAGAAUGCCUGAGUCCACAGGACAUAAGACUUGUAAAUCAAAGAGUAUGGCAACUGCGACAGCAGGGAGCUGAUUUAGAACAUCAAUUGUCAAUUAUUAUCCACAGACUACAGGAAAGAAUAGAAGUCUACACAAUAUUCGAGUCACGUUUGACACGAUUUGUUGAAUGGAUAACAACACUGGAAACUCGUCUCGAAAUUUCAAGUCAAAGUACUGAAAUUGCUUCCAUUGACCCUCAAGAUCUUAUUAGAAGAAUCAACUCAGAAGUACAAGCUGAAACAGCAAUGAAAGAGCGUGAAUUUGAAUGGCUCAUAGAAACAGGCACUACUCUAGUCGAACAAUCGAAGAAAGAUGAAAAGUCUUUCAGCAAGAACAAUUCCAAACAACUCAAAGAUGUGCAAGAACGUUGGCAUAGGUUACAAGAAACCGGCAGAUCAAGAAUUGCCAAGAUUAACGAACUUUUGGAAACUAUUUCUCAACUAGAAGAACGCUUGACAGAAAUAAGACUAAAACUGCAUUCGAUUGAAUCUAACCUCUCUGCCUCUGUCGUCCUAGAAUUCUUGACUGUGAAAUCUGUUGAUGAGAAAUUCAAAGAUCGGGAUGAUAUUCAUAAGAACAUAGAAAAAGAGAGUGGAGAAGUGGGAGAAACUCUCAAUCUUUGCGAUCUAAUAUUUAAUGAUCCUGAAGUUGUUCGCGGAAACUUUGAUCUCCGGAAUCUUCACACUGGCGUCGACAUCAUCGAAAAGAAAUGGAAAAACAUCUGUGACAUGUCAGAAAAACGCAAGACAGCAUUAAAAGAGGUUCGAAAAUCAGCUGAACUCUCUGCUUCUCUUCUACCAAAGGUGGAGAAGAAGCUCGAAAAUAUUGAAAGGCGAGUGGAAAAGAUCGAAACUAGGAAACGCCGUGGUGAACCUGAAGAUGAAAGUGUAGCUCGGGCAGCUACAGAUGACCUAGAAAACCUCAGUGCUGAUAUAAAACGCUUGGAAGAUGCCUACAGUAGAAUUGCUGCAAGUCGAGGCAUUGAGCUACGUGGUACGGCUGCAGAUGACGCGGCAAGGUUACGUAAUGCUGUCAGGUAUUGGCAGAGAUUGUCUGCUCGUUUAGCAGCUGCAGGUGCUGAUGCUCAGAGACAAUUUGUUGGAGCCCAUGGAGCUGCUGUAGUAGCGUUAGCUGAGACAGAUGUGAGGCUGACAAGGGCACUGCAUCUAGCCCCAGCACCACAAGAUAAGCUCAUUACACUCAAUGAGUUAGAUGCUAUUGAACAAGAACUAAUGGAAUGUCAAGCAUUAGUAGACAACGCAGACCGCCUAGCGAUAGCUGUGUCUACUAUGCCUGGAGUAUCAGACAUGGUAGCCGAGUACCGUGUCUUGUUCGCUGACGUUAGGACAAGAUUAGACCUGGCAAGAGCAGAAGUCAUUGGGGAUGUUGAUUCUGCUGUACAGGUCGAUACCCUAAAGUGGGAGACAGAUGCUGCUCUCCAAGUAGAUACACUAACGUCCAAAGAAACCUACAGGGCUGAACUCGCAUUAGCUGUUAAACAAACUUCAGAAGCCUUAGAAGCUCUUAGAAUAGCCCUUGAGACACAACCUGAUGAAAAAGCGGGCAGUGACGCGUUAGCUACAGCUGCGAAAGAAAUUGCCAAAGCUGGUUCCAAACCUGGACAGACAUUAGAAUUGGCUAAACAUUUGUCGGAGCUUCUCUUGACUGAAUGUGACGCGAAUGAAGAAGAAGCAAUGUUAAAGGACGUAGGAUCUCUAUCUUUGACUUACGAAGAUCUUCUCAACCAAGCGAAGAAACGAGAACUGCAAAUCAACAAUUUAAGGUUGCCCCACUCGGCCUUGUACGCGCUCACGUGCGAACAUGAAUCGGGCCGCUUGACGUGUCCGUUAUGCUCGGAGCGCAACUGGAAGCAACUGGACAACGAUCUAUGGCGCCUCGAGCAGUGGCUACAGUUCGCCGAGGCCACCGACGACGCCAGGACCGGCCCACCCGAACAGUACGACGCGCUCGAGGACGUCAUACAGGACCACCGCGAAUUCCUUCUCGACUUGGACUCUCACAAAUCGAUCGUCGUGUCGCUGAACGUGGUGGGCGCCCACGUGGCGGCGCACGCGCGCUCGGCCGGCGCCGCCGACGGCGUGCGCGCGCGCCUCGCCGCCGCCAACGCGCGCUGGGACGGCGCCUGCGCGCGCGCACACGCCUGGCAGCGCACGCUGCAGCACGCGCUGCUCCACAACCGGCAGUUCCACGACGCCGUCGUCGAGCUCGUCGCGCGCCUCGCGGCCGCCGAGCGCGCCGUGCGUGCGCGCGAGCCGCUGCGCCUGGGCCGCGCGCCCGACGAGCUGCAGCGCGACUUCCGCCGCUUCGCCGAGCUCAGGGACGAGCUGCGGCGCGCCGAGCCGCGCGUGCUGGCGCUGCACGACGCCGCGGCGCUGCUGGCGCCCGGCGCCGCGCCGCACGCGCGCCUGGCCGAGCUGCGCCUGCGCCUGCAGUCGCUGCGCAAGCUGUGCGCGGUGUACGCCCUGAAGCUGGGCGCGGCACUGGCGCGCCGCCCGGCCUCCGCCUCGCACGCGCUCGCCGCCGCCGCUGCCCUCGCUGCGCCGCAGCUAAUGGAGGAGGACGAGGACGAUCUGUCGGGCUUGCAGCUGCCGCCGAUUGACGAGUCUGAAAUGGUGGGUAGUGGUGAGCCGGUGGAGGAGCAGCUCAGCGGCGUGCAGCGCGGCCUCAGGUUCGUGUGCAGAGUCGCCAGGGCUUCGCUCCCCUUCCAGGCGCUACUCCUUCUCCUACUAGGUGCUGCAGCCCUCGCUCCUCACGCACAGCAGGACUGUAACUCCAGGCCCCUCUCCCUGGAGCCAGUGCUGCGUUACCCGCACGGCCCCCCGCCGCUCUGA
Molecule: messenger RNA, 26880 nt
Organism: Arctia plantaginis
Lineage: Eukaryota; Metazoa; Arthropoda; Insecta; Lepidoptera; Erebidae
Source: the annotation of a GenBank genome assembly